CCUUAACAUCACAAUACUUUGUGACUCCUCACGUGCGUGUCCCGUGGUAAAAAAAUAAUUCUCAAUCUCCCUGAGAUUUCAUUGAAGGAGCAACAAGAAGAAAAAGUUUCAGUGAAUUAUAUUUUCUUGCUUGAAUUCACCAAAGGAUCUGUAAUUUUAUUUUAUUUUUUUGCUCAAGUAUUAAUCAAGGAAAAUCAAUUAAAACGAAUUGAUCUCAAUUUUUUGAGUGAAUUGAAUUUUCUUCUCUGCAAAUCAACAAUCUUCAUAAUUUGUGGACAUGAUUUCAACACGAAAGUUCUGCACAAUCAUCCUAAUGAUCCUUGGUGUAAGUCUGAUGGCCGUAGCAAUGACUGAAUCAGUUCCAAUGCCCAGGUAUCACAGUGGAUACUACAAUGAAAUUGAGGAGCAACCGGAAGAUGUCCUGAUGGAAUUGAUUGCACGGUUUGGUCAAACAAUAAUGAGAGCGCGUGACGAUCUGGAAAACUCUAAACGAACAGUUGAUUUUGGACUUGCGAGAGGAUUCUCUGGUAUUCAGGAGGCAAAACAUCGUAUGGGCUUGGCGGCCGCUAAUUAUGCUGGUGGUCCAGGCAGGAAGAGGCGUUCGGAAGCAACCCCAAUGGCUCCACCAGAUAGUGAAGCUUAAAUCGGAGGCUAAACCACAAUGGAGAUUAAGACACAUACACCCACACACAGGAAAGAAAGCUCAUCAUCAUGCCCACCGAAUGCAAAAAAGAAAUUCAAUAUAUUUUAUUUUUCUUUUCUCUCCUUUUUUUCCCCAAGAAUAUAUUUUGCCAAAAACAAAAAAGUUUUUCAACUGAAAUUUCACAUUCAAAACGAAUUAACAAAAAAUAAAAAAAGAUAAAACGUCACAAUAAAAUAUUUAAAAAAAAAACUUUCUCUUCCCCUUUUUGACGAAAUAUCAAAUUACAUUUUAGAUUGAUGAUUAUAUAGAAAAUGCAAAAUGUAAUUAAACUUUGAAGAAGAAAAAAAAUUACAACAAAAAAAAAGAAAAUUAUGUAAAAACCUUGGUAAUAAAAAAUAAAAAAAUAAACCAUUAGGCAUAAAUCUGUUCCUUGCACUUUUAUCUGAUUAACCAUAAAAAAUAUGACAUGUAAACGUAUAAAAUGUCUCAAAUAUUAAUUUUUGUCAGAAUUGAAAAAAUAUUACAUUUAAAAAAAUCUAAAUUAUGGUGUACAUGAGAUUAUAAUGAAAAAGAAGAAAAAAUAUGAAUGAGAACUUUAAAAAAAAUGAAAAUUGUCUCUUUAUGUAAAUGUUGGCAAAAGAAUUACAUUAAAAAUUAAUGUAGAUGAAUUAUAUGUUAUGAUUACCUCACUUGAAAUAUAUAUAAGUUGAGUUUUAUUAUUUAUCUA
Molecule: messenger RNA, 1370 nt
Organism: Lutzomyia longipalpis
Lineage: Eukaryota; Metazoa; Arthropoda; Insecta; Diptera; Psychodidae
Gene: Dh31
Product: diuretic hormone class 2
Exons: 4
Coding region: 278-643 (121 amino acids)
Biological process (GO): body fluid secretion
Molecular function (GO): G protein-coupled receptor binding; diuretic hormone activity
Source: RefSeq, a predicted model, not a curated record